CUUCCUCCCCAGUUUCCUGUCCUGCCCAGCUCGCUGAAUAGUUAAUGCAGAAGAUAAAGAGGGUUCGUCUGGAAAACGAGACUGCAGGAAGUUGGAGAAGUUUUUUGUCCAGUUCUGAAGGGGAAGAGAGGAUGACUGCAGUGGACGCGCUCUCGGACAGCUCCGAAGUGGUCGAGAUGGAAGAUGUGCCUUCCCAAUUCCAGGUGCAAAAGCAUUCUUGGGAUGGGCUGCGUGACAUUAUUCACAGCAGCAGGAAGUAUUCGGGCAUGAUAGUGAACAAAGCUCCCCAUGAUUUCCAGUUUGUCCGGAAAACAGAAGAGUCCAGCCCGCACUCUCAUCGUCUCUAUUACCUGGGAAUGCCAUAUGGUAGCCGAGAGAAUUCCCUUCUUUACUCAGAGAUUCCCAAAAAGGUACGGAAGGAGGCCUUGCUACUCUUGUCAUGGAAACAGAUGCUGGAUCACUUUCAGGCAACCCCUCACCACGGGAUGUAUUCUAGAGAAGAGGAGCUCUUGAGGGAACGCAAGCGACUUGGUGUCUUCGGUAUAACGUCGUACGAUUUCCACAGCGAGAGCGGCCUCUUCCUCUUCCAGGCCAGCAACAGCCUCUUCCACUGUCGAGAUGGGGGCAAGAAUGGUUUCAUGGUGUCUCCAAUGAAGCCUCUGGAGAUCAAGACUCAGUGCACAGGGCCACGAAUGGACCCCAAGAUCUGCCCUGCUGACCCUGCCUUCUUUUCAUUCAUUAAUAACAACGAUCUGUGGGUAGCAAAUAUAGAGACAGGAGAGGAGAAGCGGAUGACGUACUGCCAUAAAGGCUUAUCCAAUGUUCUUGAUGACCCCAAGUCUGCUGGUGUGGCCACUUUUGUCAUUCAGGAGGAGUUUGACCGGUUCACAGGCUAUUGGUGGUGUCCCACAGCUUCCACAGAAGGUUCGGAGGAUUUAAAAACACUGUGGAUCUUGUAUGAGGAAGUGGAUGAGUCAGAGGUGGAGAUAAUUCAUGUUCCUUCACCUGCCUUGGAGGAGAGAAAAACAGACUCCUAUCGGUACCCCAGGACAGGCAGCAAAAACCCCAAGAUUACGUUAAAACUGGCAGAAUUUAAAACAGACAGCAAGGGUAAGAUCGUGUGUGCUCAGGACAAGGAGCUGGUGCAACCAUUUGCUGCCUUGUUUCCGACGGUGGAGUACAUUGCCCGCGCUGGAUGGACCCGAGAUGGCAAAUAUGCCUGGGCUAUGUUCCUAGACAGACCUCAGCAGCGGCUGCAGCUAAUCCUUCUGCCUCCAGCACUCUUCAUUCCAGUCCCAGAAAAUGAGGAGCAGCGUGCUGAAUUUGCCAAAACUGUGCCAGAAAAUGUCCAGCCAUUUGUGAUCUAUGAAGAAACCACUGAUGUGUGGAUAAAUGUUCACGAUAUCUUCUAUCCUUUCAUCCAACCGGAGGGAGAGGAGGAAGAACUCUGCUUUAUCCGAGCCAACGAAUGCAAAACAGGUUUCUGUCACCUGUACAGAGUCACAGCAGUCCUAAAGCAGGGCAGCUACAACUGGUCACAGCCAUUUGUCCACAGCGAGGAUGAUUUCAAAUGUCCCAUCAAAGAGGAGAUUGCCCUGACUGGUGGGGAAUGGGAGGUGUUGGCGAGGCACGGAUCGAAGAUCUGGGUCAACGAGGCUACGAAACUGGUGUAUUUCCAAGGCACGAAGGACACCCCCUUGGAGCACCACCUCUACGUAGUCAGCUAUGAGUCUCCUGGAGAAAUCGUGCGCCUCACCACACCGGGCUUCUCCCACAGCUGUUCCAUGAGCCAGAACUUUGACAUGUUCAUCAGCCACUACAGCAGCGUGAGCACUCCGCCCUGCGUCCACGUCUACAAGCUCAGUGGCUCUGAUGAUGACCCGCUCCACAAGCAGCCCAAGUUUUGGGCCAGCAUGAUGGAGGCAGCCAGUUGUCCCCCAGAUUACAUCCCACCUGAGAUCUUCCACUUCCGCACCCAGUCGGAUGUUGAGCUCUACGGGAUGGUCUACAAACCUCACGAUGUCCAGCCUGGGAAGAAGCAUCCCACGGUGCUCUUUGUGUACGGAGGCCCUCAGGUGCAGCUAGUGAAUAACUCCUUCAAAGGAAUCAAGUACUUACGGCUCAACACGCUGGCGUCCCUAGGCUACGCUGUGGUGGUGAUCGAUGGACGGGGCUCCUGCCAGCGAGGACUCAAAUUUGAAGGGGCCCUGAAAAACCAAAUGGGUCAGGUGGAGAUAGAGGACCAGGUGGAAGGUUUACAUUAUGUAGCAGAAAAAUACGGGUUCAUCGACUUGAGUCGGGUGGCCAUCCACGGCUGGUCCUACGGGGGGUUCCUCUCCCUCAUGGGUCUCAUCUGUAAACCCAACGUCUUCAAGAUUGCUAUAGCAGGUGCUCCGGUGACGGUCUGGAUGGCGUAUGACACCGGGUACACCGAGCGGUACAUGGACAUCCCCGAGAACAACCAGCAGGGCUACGAGGCCGGCUCCGUGGCGUUACACGUAGAAAAGCUUCCCAAUGAGCCAAAUCGUUUGCUGAUCCUCCAUGGCUUUUUGGAUGAAAACGUGCACUUUUUUCACACCAACUUCCUGGUAUCGCAGCUAAUCCGGGCUGGAAAACCUUACCAGCUGCAGAUCUACCCCAACGAGAGACACAGUAUUCGGUGCCCCGAGUCAGGAGAGCACUAUGAAAUCACGCUGCUGCACUUUCUACAAGAAUACCUCUGAGAGCACAAGCCUCUGCAAACCGGACACUGACAGCUCUACCUUUCCCCCUCCCGUGCCCUGCCAACCCCCGUGUGUGUCCCCCCCCAGCCAUUGCACCCACGGCCGAGUGCCCCCCUGGGUGUCCCCCCUCCUCAAGCCAGGGGGAAGGCGGAGGGCACCUUCCCUUUGGACAGUGCCACCUUCUUUCACUUUUCCAAGCUGCUCCUCCUCUUCCUCUCCUCCGGCCUGGCUGU
Molecule: messenger RNA, 2956 nt
Organism: Calidris pugnax (ruff)
Lineage: Eukaryota; Metazoa; Chordata; Aves; Charadriiformes; Scolopacidae
Gene: DPP9
Product: dipeptidyl-peptidase 9
Exons: 20
Coding region: 45-2723 (892 amino acids)
Biological process (GO): proteolysis
Molecular function (GO): dipeptidyl-peptidase activity; serine-type peptidase activity
Source: RefSeq, a predicted model, not a curated record